AUGUCUGAGGACGUGUACAUCCUCUUCGACUGGUGGCACGCCACGAGCAGCGCAGGCUACGCCUGCUCUCUCGCCGCCGUAUACGCGGCCUGUGUGGCGCACGAGCUGCUCCUCGCGCGGCGGCGUAGCUUGCGCGCUGCCGGCACCAGCUCAGCGACCUGCGGCAGCAGGAUGCUUGCGGCGUGCGACGCUGCCGAGGAAAUUCUGGUCGUGGCGCUUGGGUUUGCAAUCAUGCUGGUGCUGAUGACGUUCAACGGCGGCAUCUUUUGCGUGGUGACGCUGGGCGUGGUGAGCGGCAGGCGGAUCGCGCGGAGGGCGGCAGCGGGCCGCGGCGCCUCUCCGCGAGUGCACAGCAGCGCCCACGAGAGCGCGCGCAGAUUUCUGGCCUCGGGGAGCGAGACGCUAAGUGAACGGGACGAGAGCGAGCACGACCUGUGCCACUCGGUGUGA
Emiliania huxleyi CCMP1516 is the source of this 450-nucleotide messenger RNA. RefSeq lists its product as hypothetical. Gene Ontology annotation, cellular component: plasma membrane. Gene Ontology annotation, biological process: copper ion transmembrane transport; intracellular copper ion homeostasis. The transcript has 2 exons. NCBI's taxonomy places the organism in Eukaryota, Haptophyta, Isochrysidales, Noelaerhabdaceae. Bases 1 to 450 code for a protein of 149 amino acids. Gene Ontology annotation, molecular function: copper ion transmembrane transporter activity. The record is from RefSeq and is a predicted model, not a curated record.